Molecule: messenger RNA, 1026 nt
Organism: Nerophis lumbriciformis (worm pipefish)
Lineage: Eukaryota; Metazoa; Chordata; Actinopteri; Syngnathiformes; Syngnathidae
Source: RefSeq, a predicted model, not a curated record
AUGGACAGGAAUCCCGGGGUCAUUUCUGUAAUUAAAACGUUUGGGUACACGAGCGAUUGUUGCUUGUCGAGGUGUACAUGUGACGAACUUCCAUGCCCACUUUUAAACUGGCUCACGUCCCAACUGAAGUCUAUGUGUCCGGAGCUUCAGGAUUCAAGUGGAAAUCGUGGUGCCAUUCUAGUGAAAGAGCUGAAAAACAUCCUGUCCGACUUGCAGUCUCCCCUCACUGGGUUGAACUCAGAGAUAUUGGAACCUACUGUCCUCAACAAAAUCACUGAGUUCCUUGUGUCAGAAUUGCUAGCAGCACAUAUAAUCAACUAUAAAGAGCUGCAGUCUGAGGAUGAACCUGCUGGUAAAGAAGCUGCAAAACAGCAGAGAGUGAAGCAAAUGACAGCCUUUUCUCCAGAACAAAAAGACCACUAUGCAAAUGAUGACCCAAGUUCGGCUGAGUUGCAGGCAGAGUGGAUAUUACUACUUCACGCUCUUAACAUGGAUGCAUCCUCUCAAUAUUCUGAUGUGCUGCAUAAGGUGGAGUUAAAAAUUGCUCAUCUUCCUGGUGAAGCCAUGACAGACCCUCUUCUGCACUCCAGCCUCAAUGCAGAGCAGUGGAUCCAGCUCGAAAAGAUCAAUGGAGUCCUGUCCAACGACUACAGCUGUCGACAGCAAAUGAUGGUCAAACGCUUUCAGGUUUCACUUGAGUCCUUUGCAUGGGGAGAAAAACAAAAGGAGCGUAGUGAAGCAAUUGCCUCAGUCCCUCCCCUUGCAUCCAUCGCAGUUACAUCCAGAGUGUCCCUCCCUCUGUUACUGGCUGCUAGAGAGGAUAAAUCCUGCAUUGAGCCAAUCAAAGCUGGAACCAGUACAAAUGUGUACAAGAAAAUGAUGGGCCAUGUACCGGACAGAGGAGGACGACCAGGGGAAAUGGAGGCACCUAUGCCUGCCUGGGAAGGGCGCCGAUCAGGACAUGGUGGUGGAGGUCAUCAAUGGCAUAAAAAUCCAAAUAAAAAGAGGAAGGGGAAAAGGAGUUAG